Messenger RNA from Manihot esculenta (cassava), 1427 nucleotides. RefSeq lists its product as uncharacterized. The record is from RefSeq and is a predicted model, not a curated record. Lineage: Eukaryota; Viridiplantae; Streptophyta; Magnoliopsida; Malpighiales; Euphorbiaceae. The transcript has 2 exons. Bases 366 to 1394 code for a protein of 342 amino acids.
CUUCAGGUUCAACAUUGUGCAGCUUGAUUGCUCCAAUUCACUAACCAACUGCCUAUGCCAUUGUCUCUUCUGCAACUUUGGACCAAACUCUUCUUUUUUAUUUAUUUCAAAAUAAUAUAUUUUCAUAAUCUGUAAUUAAAAAUUAACAAGUUGGAGGUAGUGUUAAUCACCACCAUGCACAUGCCUUCACCAGCUCUGAUCUUCGUAAUCUGUAAUUGUGAUUUAUUUUCUAUAUAUAUUUUUUAUUUUUCUCAAAGAUUUGUUUUCUAUAUAUCAUUAUUCUUAAUCGAAUAAUUAGCGUAUUAUUAACACUGCCUCGUUUACAUAAUCAUUUUUAGCUUAAUGCUUCGUAUUAGUUCGCUCAAAUGGAAAGCAAAAUUAUCGAAUUUCGAGAUCUAGAUCUGGAAGAAAGUCUCUCAUUUAGUAGCUGCUACGACUUCAACUCCUCUUCCUCUCUCGUUACCUUCAAUAAUAAUAACAGUGAAGACGACAAUGAAUCGUACAUCGAAAUUGCCCUUGAAGCCGCAGAUGUCAGCGAUGGUGUAGAAAACGAGGACGACUGCGAUGACGAAAUGGAGUUGCGUUUAUCAUUUUCAUCUAGCGUGCUCCUUCCAGUCGAGACAAAAGCAAUAGAUUUAUACGACUCGGUGACUUCUUGUACAUCUUCUUUAUCGUCAUCUUCUUCGUCGGCGUUUACUCUUUGCUCUUCCUCCACGGAUGCAGAAAGUCAGCGGAAUCAACAGGUGGAGUCCGAGCUUUGUAGUUGUAUAAUGCCGAAGAGUAUUAGAAGCAAGGUAGAGUUUCCGGCAGUUAACCGCUUCGUCAAUUCUUUCACUUCCAGUUUUAGGGACUCAUCGGAGAUUGACCUAGGACUGGGAGAUAGUCGUUCGCCGCAUGCCAACCCCUUGGACCUCAUGGCCGGCAGCAAUAGCACAACGAAGCCAUCAAAAAUAACAGGAGCAGCAACAACAAACAUAAACAGAGGGAUGAUGAUGAAAGUCCUUAUAAAAUUUCGAGCCAUGAAACUGGGGACAUUAAUAGCAUCAAUUCUCAAGGCUCCCCAGGCAAAAUCUUCCAUUGACAAAGAUAAAGUACGUGAAGAGACAUUGUGGGCCUGUAAUCAGAGUCUCAUGCACAAGAGGAGGUCACUGCAAGAAGGGAGGCAAGGAGAGAGGCCAAGAGUUUUAGAACUGAAUUUGGACACAAUUAGGGGGGCAUUGGAAACCAUGAGUAUUAGGAGCCUUGGCCGCAGAGAUAGAAGAAGAACAAAAAGCUACAGUGGUUCUACCAAAUCCUCCCCAAUUCACCAGAGAUUUCCAUCUGAAACUUGUAAAAUUUCAUCAGCUGUAACUGAUAACUCAAUUCAAGCUGCUAUUGCUCAUUGUAAAAAAUAAUUUGGCCCAAAUGUUUGAUAUUUUGCGUUCAGC